This is a messenger RNA of Sciurus carolinensis (gray squirrel), 1092 nucleotides long. RefSeq names its product vomeronasal type-1 receptor 4-like. NCBI's taxonomy places the organism in Eukaryota, Metazoa, Chordata, Mammalia, Rodentia, Sciuridae. Gene Ontology annotation, molecular function: pheromone receptor activity. Gene Ontology annotation, cellular component: membrane. The transcript is spliced from 3 exons. The record is from RefSeq and is a predicted model, not a curated record. Bases 25 to 1092 code for a protein of 355 amino acids. Gene Ontology annotation, biological process: G protein-coupled receptor signaling pathway.
UGUUGCCAUAAUUUAAAGGAAAGCAUGCUGAAUUACAGAAUGGCCUCCAGGAAUGUGGCCAUAGGACUGAUGUUCUUAUCACAGACGGUAGUUGGAAUUUUGGGAAAUUUCUCUCUGCUUUACUAUUACUUAGUUCUUUCCUGUAAUGAAUGUGCCUUAAGGUCCACAGAUGUGAUUCUCAGGCACCUGAUAAUAGCCAACGCCUUGGUCAUUCUCUCUAAAGGAAUUCCCCAGACAAUCGCAGCUUUGGGGAUAAAAUAUUUCUUCAAUGACCUUGGAUGCAAACUUAUUUUAUACAUUCAGCGAGUGGGCAGGAGUGUGUCCAUUGCCAUCACCUGCCUCUUGAGCAUCUACCAGAACAUCACAAUCAGCCCCAUGAACUCCUGUUGGAAGGAUCUCAAAGGAAAAGCUCCAAAGUACAUUGGCUUCUCCAUUUCCAUCUGCUGGAUCCUGUACAUGGUGGUGAACUCCAUUUUUCCUCUCUAUAUGCUUAGCAAAUGGAGUAGUGAAAACACAACAGAGAAAAAAGAUUAUGGGUACUGUACUUCUGCAGGGCGUGACAAAUUAACAUACUCAGUAUAUACAGCAAUGUUUGUAUUUCCUGAAGUGGUGUUUUCUGUGCUCAUAAUCGGGUCCAGUGGCUCCAUGAUUCUCAUUCUGCACAGACACAAGCAGCAGGUUCAGCAUAUUCACAGCCUCCAAGUUUGCCCCAGAACGUCCCCUGAGUCCAGAGCCACCCAGAGAAUUCUUGUCCUGGUGGGCACCUUUGUGACUUUCCACACCCUCUCCUCCAUAUUAAGUGUUCAUAUUGCUCUAUUUCCAAAACCCACAGGGUGGUUGGUGAACACAAAUGACCUAAUUUCAGUGUGUUUCCCCACUCUCAGCCCCUUUCUUGUCAUGAGGCAUAAGUUCCAUGUAUCCACUCUAUCCAGUCUCUGCUUUGUGUGCAUAAAAAUGACAAAGUUACAGAAUCUUGGCACCUGUUGCUUGCACUGCACCCCACAGAUGCCCAGGGAAGAUAAGGAGGAGCUUCCAAUAGCUCAGGCAUCUGGACAGAUACCAGAAGAUGCUUUCAGGAUGUUCCAGGCAUGA